ACCUUCCUCCUCCUACCGAGUACCGACAACACAACGCCAGCCCCCCCACACACACACACACCAUAUGGCGACCCUCGGAGGCUGAUGAAUGCACCGCCUUGGGCUCAGCUCAUCAUAACGUUGGUUUUCCUCCCCUUCCUCUGGUAUAUUUGUGUGUGUAAUCCAGGCGGUUCUCCAGUGGGUUGGGACCGAGAGAAGCCGAGAAGGAUGUCUGUCGCCGGGUUCAAGAAGCAGUUCCACAAAGCCAGUCAGCUAUUGAGUGAGAAGAUAAGUGGGACUGAGGGAACGAAGCUUGAUGAAGACUUCAUGGAGAUGGAGAGAAAAAUUGAGGUCACCAACAAGUCUGUGUUUGACCUCUUGUCCAAAACGACGGAAUACCUCCAGCCUAAUCCAGCCUCGAGAGCCAAGCUGGGCAUGCUGAACACAAUGUCUAAGAUGCGCGGGCAGGUGAAGACCACUGGCUACCCCCAGACAGAGGAUCUGCUUGGGGACUGCAUGCUGCGCUACGGCCAGGAGCUGGGAGAGGACUCUGUCUUCGGCAGUGCACUGAUGGAAAUGGGCAAGGCCAUGAGGCAGCUGGGCGACGUGAAGGACGGGCUGGACAUCAACGUCAAGCAGAACUUCAUCGACCCGCUGCAGAACUUCCAGGAAAAGGACCUCAAGGAGAUCACGCACCACCUGAAGAAGAUGGAGGGCCGGCGGUUAGACUUCGACUACAAGAAGAAGCGGCACGGCAAGAUGCCCGACGAGGAGAUCCGCCUGGCGGUGGACAAGUUUGAGGAGAGCAAAGAGCUGGCGGAGAGGAGCAUGUUCAACUUCUUCGAGAAUGACGUGGAGCAGAUGACCCAGUUGUCUGCGUUGAUCGAGGCCGCACUAGAAUACCAUCGACAGUCCACCCACAUCCUGGAAGAACUCAGUGGGAAUCUACAACAGAGGAUAGCUACAGCCAACAGCCGGCCCAAGCGCGUGUUCAAACCAAAGCCCCUUCUGAGCACCUUCGACAGCUACGACGGCAGCCAACACAACGGAUUGUCUUACAGCUCCUCCAUCAAGACGACGGAUAACCAGAUCAGCCAGACAAUCAAUGGGAAAAACCAUCACAUCACCUCCACCCCUCUGUCCUGGCCUGACAGCCCGGAAACUAACGGCACCUCCCACCUGUCCGAGGUGCCCGACCAGCCGUGCUGCCGCUCGCUGUACAACUUUCAGCCGGAGAACGCGGGCGAGCUGGGCUUCAAGGAGGGCGACCUCAUCAUCCUCACCAACCAGAUUGACGAGAACUGGUACGAGGGCAUGAUCAGUGGCGAGUCCGGCUUCUUCCCCAUCAACUACGUGGACGUCAUCGUCCCCUUGCCCCAGUGAGCCCCAGGGGUCCCCACGAGGGAGCCCGGUGGCCCCAAGCCUCCAAAACUUUUCUCCGCCUGAGCCGAAGAAUCGAACAAGCCUUAGUAUUGCAAAAGACGUUUUGGAUUUUGAAAAAGAAGAAUUGCUUGAGGGUUGGUAGCGUCCUUUUAUCGUGAACCUUAUGGUUAUGACUAUACACCAUCCAUAGGAAAUGGCCUGCCUGUUUUAACCCGGCUAGAGCCCGUGAACUCCGGGGGGGAGAAUGCUGGGUCCUACCUUGGGUUCUCGGGGAAGCGAAUCUAAUGUCAGGAGCGGUCACCCAAACUGUACAUUUCAGGUGCUUCAACCGAUUUCAGAUAGCUUCACCGUCGGCCCUUUCAGAAGCCUGUGAGCAAAACUACCCUGACGUUCUUUACUGAUUUCACCCUGGAAACCUUUGGCACAUAUACACCUUGUUCGCACAUUGUUAUCACGUUAAUAACUGUUUCACUGCAGGUCAGGUGAAUGUUCUUCAUUUGUCUUUGUUACUACCGCAGAGAAAAACAAGUCGUUCCUUCCGGAAGUAGACAAUAAAGUGCAUGUAUUCUGUGUCAAGGAGGCCCUACGAGGCCUUAAUAGGGGUGAGGGACUCCAAGUCGAGUCUUAACCCAAUCAAAAUGGAAAAUGAAUCCAUGCGCCUUUUGGCUCUUGCUCAGUGCUGCCCCCUGCCUUUCACCCAUAGCCACAGGCAUUCCACGUGAAUGGAUUGAACGCCUUGUUCCAAAGAAUGCUCAUACGUUAUAGCUGACAACUAAAAAUACAGGUGGGUAAUCUCUUCAAAGUCUGACCACACACACUCCAAACAUCAACGGACUGUUCUUUGAAACAUCAUUGGUGUGUUUUCCCUGACAUUUCAACCCCAAACCUUUGGUAGGCAGCCCUUGUGAUUAUUGCUACUUGGAGUAAGGUUGGCCUGUGUUCAUGGGCCAUGUCACACUCUAUUUUCUUCUCUCCCUCUGUCUCUCUGUCCGUCUGUCUCGCUCUCUCUUCUCUGUCUUCUUCUUUCUUGUCUCUCUCUCUUUGUCCUUCCUUUCUCUCGUGUGUUAACAUGGGUUCUGUGGCGCGACUCUUGGUUAGGUCUGCCCCACCUAUCCGUUAGAUAGUGGACCCAUUCAGGGUCUUCACUGUUACUAUUUUAAGUCCUUUGUCUUGGAAGGCGGGGGGGUCAGUCUGUCUGUCUGUCUGCCUUUCUGUAUUGCACUGAAGCCUAGGCGUCUACUACCAAACACGGAUGAGCACCUAGGUUGUUUUUUCUUUCUUCUCGCACUUUCUGUUGUUAACGGUGGGUCGGGCCGUGGGUGGGUUUGAGUCCCAACAGCAUAGUGAACAUAUAUGACCUCACAUUUGUUGUUUUCUUUGAUUAUACAUUCGCAGAACCCCAGAACUGUUCAAACCACUAUGGAAUGUAAAAUCCCAAUGUCGUAAUGUUAUCUUGGAGGUUUCAUGUCUAAUGUGAAUUCCGGUUUAAAUGAAACCCAUGUGAAUGUAAAAUGUCCCCACUGUAUUACCCGUACUAUAACACGUGUGUCACCCAGUCCAGAUUAUUUACUCUGCUGUUUUGGUCUCGCAUCAAGUGGGCAGAUAAGUAGUAUUCUAUUGGUUAGGCUAAGCUGAUAAACCUGUGGUCAAUUUGAGAAGUCCUUGGGACUCA
This is a messenger RNA of Gadus chalcogrammus (walleye pollock), 3034 nucleotides long. It is a transcript of the gene sh3gl3a, whose product is annotated as SH3-domain GRB2-like 3a. The record is from RefSeq and is a predicted model, not a curated record. Gene Ontology annotation, cellular component: glutamatergic synapse; cytoplasm; presynapse. Lineage: Eukaryota; Metazoa; Chordata; Actinopteri; Gadiformes; Gadidae. Gene Ontology annotation, molecular function: protein binding. Bases 85 to 1362 code for a protein of 425 amino acids. The transcript has 11 exons. Gene Ontology annotation, biological process: endocytosis; synaptic vesicle uncoating.